AGCAACGGGCGUGUGGAGCGAGUCGGAACCGGAGCCACGGGAGCCGCCGGGCCUCAGCCAUGUCCUACUGCCGGCAGGAAGGAAAGGACCGGAUUAUAUUCGUGACCAAAGAAGACCACGAGACACCGAGCAAUGCUGAGCUGGUAGCCGAUGACCCCAACGAUCCCUAUGAAGAACACGGUUUGAUACUGCCCAAUGGAGACAUUAAUUGGAACUGCCCAUGUCUCGGGGGAAUGGCCAGUGGUCCCUGUGGAGAACAGUUCAAGUCGGCCUUCUCCUGUUUCCAUUACAGCACAGAGGAAGUCAAAGGUUCAGACUGUGUGGAUCAAUUCCGGGCCAUGCAAGAAUGCAUGCAGAAGUACCCAGACCUCUAUCCCCAGGAGGAGGACGAAGAAGAGAAAGAGAGCGAGGGCGCGGAGGGGGCCACGGCAGCGGCCACGGCCACGGCCACAGCCGCAGCUGCUGGGGCAUCUCUGACCAAAGAGGAGGGCUCCAGCUAAUGAAGACGGACGGGGGGUGCCCGUCUCCUGCCUUUGCGCCUUUCAGAGAGGUGUGGACCUCGUGCAAAAUGGCUCUUUGGGGGUCUUCACAGAAAGUCUCUUACCUUUUCAUGUUUUGUGCACUGUAUAUGAAAUAACUUAUUUUGAUGGUCAGGGGCCUCAACCCUGUGACACAAACACUGAAAAAAAGAUGGGAGUUCUGUGUGUGUAUCUCUGUGUCUGUGUGAGCGUGUGUGUGUGUACACCAUGUAAACCUCUCAGCAAAUAUAGCUGCUGCUUUUGAAUUCUUGUCCAGAGCA
Trichosurus vulpecula (common brushtail) is the source of this 799-nucleotide messenger RNA. RefSeq names its product coiled-coil-helix-coiled-coil-helix domain containing 4 (gene CHCHD4). Gene Ontology annotation, biological process: protein import into mitochondrial intermembrane space. The record is from RefSeq and is a predicted model, not a curated record. The coding region runs from base 60 to 500 and encodes 146 amino acids. Gene Ontology annotation, cellular component: mitochondrial intermembrane space. The transcript has 3 exons. Gene Ontology annotation, molecular function: protein-disulfide reductase activity. Lineage: Eukaryota; Metazoa; Chordata; Mammalia; Diprotodontia; Phalangeridae.